Camelina sativa (false flax) is the source of this 1354-nucleotide messenger RNA. RefSeq names its product peroxidase 46-like. The record is from RefSeq and is a predicted model, not a curated record. Gene Ontology annotation, molecular function: heme binding; peroxidase activity. NCBI's taxonomy places the organism in Eukaryota, Viridiplantae, Streptophyta, Magnoliopsida, Brassicales, Brassicaceae. Gene Ontology annotation, biological process: response to oxidative stress; hydrogen peroxide catabolic process.
GAUUCAACUGAACACGACCAUCAGUGAUUCUUCAUUAAAUUGCGUUGACUUAACUUCAUCACCUCAACUAUUUUUCUUGUUCUGACACAAACAUCAAAUGCAAACGAUGCAGUGAACAGAUACUAUUUAUUAUUACGAUAACCUUCGAUACACAAACAUCUAUCUCUCUCGUCUUCUAUUAUCAUUGUCACUUUCCUUUUCGAGUCAAACACAGAGACAUUAAAAAAAUGGCCUCCUCUUCUUGCCGACUAAACUAUUCCUUUCUUCUUCAUCUUCUUCUCUUUCUGUCUAGUCUUGUCGCUUCCUCCGCCGACCUCUCUUUUAAUUUCUACGCCAGUUCUUGUCCUGUAGCUGAGCUUCUCGUCAGAAACACCGUUAGAUCAGCUACAUUAUCUGAUCCAACCAUCCCCGGUAAACUCCUCCGUCUCCUCUUCCACGACUGUUUCGUCCAGGGUUGUGAUGCGUCAGUGUUGAUACAAGGGAAUACCACCGAGAGAAGCGAUCCUGGAAACGCAUCCCUUGGAGGGUUCUCUGUCAUAGACACAGCUAAGAAAGCCUUGGAGAUUUUAUGUCCGGCCACCGUUUCCUGCGCUGACAUCGUCGCACUUGCUGCUAGAGACGCCGUCGAAGCUGCAGGAGGACCGGUGGUUGAGAUUCUGACAGGGAGGAGAGACGGGAGAGUAUCUAUUGCUGCAAACGUAAGACCGAACAUAAUCGACACAGAUUUCAGUCUCGACCAAAUGAUCGAUGGCUUCUCUUCUAAAGGCUUGUCUAUUCAAGAUCUUGUCGUUCUCUCUGGAGCACACACGAUUGGGGCGUCUCAUUGCAACGCAUUCAAUGGAAGAUUUAAACAAGACUCAAAAGGGAGUUUCGAGCUAAUCGACGCGUCUCUCGACAAGUCAUACGCAGAGACACUACUGAACAAAUGCUCGUCCUCAGAAUCGUCGUCAUUGACGGUGAGCAACGAUCCAGUGACAUCUUCGACAUUCGAUAAUCAGUACUAUAGGAAUCUGGAGACGCACAAGGGUUUGAUUCAAACGGAUUCUGCACUGAUGGAUGAUGAUCGAACGAGGAAGAUGGUGGAGGCACUGGCGAGUGAUGAGGAAAGCUUUUUGCAGAGAUGGAGUGAGUCGUUUGUGAAGCUGAGUAUGGUUGGUGUGAGAGUUGGUGAAGAUGGUGAGAUUAGACGUACUUGUUCUUCCGUUAAUUAAAAACAUUUCUGCUGUGUAAUUAAUUUUGGUUUACUUGGAUUUUGGUUUCACAAUUUAAUAUUUUGGUCUAAAUGUAUAAUAAGGUUAGUCGGUAAUUGAGAACAGUGAUCGGCUGGAUCAAUGAAAUACUGGUAAUUUUUUUA